This is a messenger RNA of Maylandia zebra (zebra mbuna), 1776 nucleotides long. RefSeq names its product adenosine deaminase tRNA specific 1 (gene adat1). Gene Ontology annotation, biological process: tRNA processing. The record is from RefSeq and is a predicted model, not a curated record. Gene Ontology annotation, molecular function: adenosine deaminase activity; tRNA-specific adenosine deaminase activity; RNA binding. NCBI's taxonomy places the organism in Eukaryota, Metazoa, Chordata, Actinopteri, Cichliformes, Cichlidae.
GGAAGUGCACCGGAGUUAGUCGCAGUUCUAAAUGAAAAUGCCACCUUUGUAGUGUUCGGAUGACACCGGGACAUUAACGGUGAAUUUAAUCAUAUCUGAAAUGCCUACAGGUGCUCACAUCCGCCUUCCCCGUCGCUUUAAUAUGGUGAGCGCGGAUGAAGUCGCCAAGUUGUGCUACGAGCGUUUCAGUCAGCUUCCCCGCAGAGGGAAGCCUGAGCCGGGCAGAGAGUGGACCCUGCUGGCCGCUGUGCUCCAGAUCACCCGCGGAGCUGACUCUCAUUCAGUUGCUAUGGAGGUUGUUUCUCUGGGAACUGGGACCAAAUGUAUUGGACAGACCGCCAUGAGUCCCACAGGUGAUGUACUUAACGACAGCCACGCAGAGGUCAUUGCCAGGAGGGGAUGUAUCAGGUACCUGAUCCAGGAGCUGCACGGGGCUGUGAGCGGUCGGGGCAGCUCUGUGUUUUGUGCAGCAGAUGAGCGAGGAAAGUGGAAGCUUCGGCCCAGAGUUUCCUUCCUCCUUUUUACCAGCCACACUCCCUGUGGCGACGCCUCCAUCAUCCCCAUGACUGACAGCCAGCCUCAGCCCUGCCCUCCUGUCACAUCAGUAAAGGGCCAUGAACAGACUGAUGGAGGAGGAGACCUGAAAAGGAAAGCAGAGGAAUCCGGCGAGGAGCGAAUCUCUAAGCAGCCUCAUCUGGAGGAGACGGCAGAGACAAAGGAAGAGGACAGAGGAGACACAGAACAGCGUGGAUCGCUGAACUUUAACAAAACAUUGGAAACAUCCUCACAAACCAGUAUCUCUGCAGUCUUGGCUCAAACUGAUGGCACUGGCCUGCAUCAUCAGGUCUCAGACAUUCACAGAACAGGGGCCAAGUGUGUACCGGGUGGCCCAGCUGACCCUCUGCAGCCUGGGGUGGGGUAUCACAGUCCGGGCGUUCUCCGGGUAAAGCCCGGCAGAGGAGAGCCAACUCUCUCCCUCUCCUGCAGCGACAAGAUGGCCCGCUGGGGGGUGCUGGGCUUCCAGGGUGCACUGCUGUCCCAUUACCUACAGGAGGCGCUGUACUUCAGCACCAUGGUGGUGGGAAAGUGUCCAUAUGACCAAGAAGUCAUGCAGAGAGCUUUGGUCACAAGGUGCGCCUGUGUAUCGGACCUCCCUGCCGGUUUCGCCGUACGUCCGCCCGAGCUGCUCCAGGCCACGUUGGAGUUUCCUUUCAGCCAAGCCCAAACUGAGCUCCAGCACCAGGCCGGCCAGGGCCGCAUCUCCCCCUGCGGGGCAGCCAUCAGCUGGUGUAACGUAGCAGAGCAGCCACUAGAUGUCACCGCUAACGGCUACAAACACGGAGUCACCAAGAAGGCCCUGGGAACAGCAAAAGCCAGGUCUCUUCUGUGCAAAUCAGAGCUUUUUCAUUCCUUCUUGUCUUUGGUGUCGGCCACCGAUCCCUCGGCUCUCCCCGACUCUCUCAGGAAAGCAGAGCUGCAGACCUACUGGGACUACAAGCAGGCCUCCCAGUCGUACCAGCAGGCCUGGCAGCAGCUGCGCAGUCAGGCAUUCCCUCUGUGGCCGCGCAGUGACAGAAACCUCCUCCUUUUCCACUGACAACUCACUCUCGACAGGCUUGAUGACAAAGCAGCUUUGUUGUAGGAGAAACUCAGAGGUCAAGGGUCGCCCAAGGUUUGACCUUGUGAAACUCGGAUUUCAAACAUGCUGCAGAGAACAGAAAGGAUUGCGGCACCCUUUUAAUGAAAGGACAAGCUUGGCUUCUUUAAUUUGCGCUG